Molecule: messenger RNA, 4502 nt
Organism: Diorhabda sublineata
Lineage: Eukaryota; Metazoa; Arthropoda; Insecta; Coleoptera; Chrysomelidae
Product: ATP-binding cassette sub-family G member 1-like
Exons: 9
Coding region: 269-2170 (633 amino acids)
Cellular component (GO): plasma membrane
Molecular function (GO): ATP hydrolysis activity; ABC-type transporter activity; ATP binding
Source: RefSeq, a predicted model, not a curated record
GCCAGAACGUCUACCCAAGCUGAAGUAAUAACUGUAUUAAGGGGGGAGGCAUACAAGUAAAUAAACUUUAGUCUCCUCAAAACAAUUUUCGUCGCGUAUAAAAGUUAAGUUCAGAACAGAUGUUGUGUAUUUGCUGUGUUGUAGGACGCGUACAACAUUACGUUCUCGCGCGCAGCGUGAUAUAAUAUUUGAUCGAGUAUAAUUGAAUGAUAAUCGUGUUUUAUUACAUUUAUUUUAUAAGAACUUAGUUAAAGUGAAAAGUUAUGAAAUGGAGCUCCAUCCUAGAAAAACGUCAUUGAGAUAUUUACCCAACAGGCCGCCUGUCGAUAUCGAAUUUCGUGAUGUCAGUUAUACUGUGCCUGAAGGAAGAAAAGAUUCUAAAGUGAUAUUGAGGAAUGUUUCCGGUCACUUCAAAGCUGGACACUUAACUGCAUUACUGGGGCCAUCCGGGGCAGGAAAAAGUACACUUCUGAAUAUAUUAGCAGGUUAUAAAAGUGACAGUGCAACAGGACAAAUUUUAAUAAAUGGCAAAUCAAGAGAUCUUAAACAAUUCAGAAAAAUGUCGAGGUAUAUCAUGCAGGAUGAUUUAAUCCAACCAAUGUUAACAGUAAGAGAAUCUAUGAUGGUAGCAGCGAAUUUGAAAUUGGGAUCCACUUUAGUAAAAUCGGAUAAAAUCAAAGCGAUUAAUGAAAUAUUAGCGUUAUUAAGAUUAGACAAUGCAAGCAAUACCAGCUCCAAUCGAUUGUCUGGAGGCGAAAGGAAAAGAUUAUCAAUUGCUCUAGAAUUACUGAAUAAUCCCCCCGUUUUAUUUCUAGACGAGCCAACAACAGGAUUGGAUGACCUUUCAUGUUCUCAGUGUAUAAGAUUAUUAAAGAAAAUUGCGGAAGGUGGACGCACAGUAAUUUGUUCUAUUCAUACGCCGAGUGCCAAACUGUUCUCUAUAUUCGAUAUCGUUUAUGUAUUAUCCGAUGGUCAAUGUGUUUAUCGGGGUUACGGUCCGGAAGUUGUGAACUUUUUGCUUGAAAUAGGAAUCGAAUGUCCAAAACAUUAUAAUCCAGCUGAUUUCAUCAUGGAAAUUUGCUGUAGUGAAUAUGGAGAUUUCCAAGAUCAAAUGGUAUCCAUUAUAGAAAAUGGCCGAAAAAAUUAUACAAAAAUGGAGCAUACUCGUAUUGAAGAAAAUAACGAAGACGUUAAUGCUCACUCUAGUAUUUCAUCAAUAGAAGAAGUAUAUGCCGAGUUAAGUUCGUCAAACUUUACUCAUCAGUCAAGUUGGUUUAGUCAAUUUUGGAUUCUUACCACUCGACUGUGGUUGCAGAUGUGGAGAGACCAGAUGUAUCUUUUGAUGAGAGCAUGCUUGUAUACAUUGGUUGGACUUUUGGUGGGUACGCUAUAUUAUGGAAUGGGGCAAGAUGGUUCUAAGACUAUAUUCAAUUUUGGAUUCUACUAUUGCUGUAUCAUAUUUUUUAUGUACAUACCAAUGAUGCCUAUUCUAUUACAAUUUCCUCGAGAAAUACAACUGGUAAAGAGAGAGCAUUUCAACAAAUGGUAUAGAUUAAGUGCUUAUUAUUCAGCACUCUCAGUUUCUACAAUUCCCGUUCAAUUAAUACUUGGAUUAAUUUAUAUGGGCUCCGUCUAUCUCUUGACAGAUCAACCCUUAGAGGUACACAGGAUGGUGAUGUUUUUCAUCAUUUGCAUUUUAACCAGUGUAGUUUCUGAGAGUCUUGGACUUCUUGUGGCAGCUCAACUAAAAGUUGUAAAUGCCGUAUUUAUGGGUCCAGUAGUUUCGGUUCCUUUCAUGCUAUUGGCCGUCUACGGAUUUGGUUCUGGUUAUGAUACUGUACCAACGAUAAUAAAAGUCUUCAUGCAAUGUAGUUACCUUCGAUAUUCCCUAGAAGGGCUAAUACACGCUAUGUUAAAAGAUAGAGAGAAAUUAUCUUGCCCUGAUACUUCAGAAUAUUGUAUAUAUACUGAUUUGAAUUUCUUCGUUAAAGAUAUGGGUAUGGAAAAUACUAUAUUUUGGGUUGACGUGUUGGCACUCACUUUUAUUUUAAUUCUAUUUAGAGGUAGCAGUUAUUAUUUGCUACGACAAAGGUUAACACCAAGUAAAACGUUUAUAGCUUUAAAAUAUGUAGGUAGUAUAGUAAAAUCUCAUAUUGGUAUCACACGGUGAUAAAGACUUGUAAUAAAUUGAGUCUUAUUUUUUUCUGUGUAUAUGCAAUAUUUUAAUAAUAUGGAAUAGGGUCUUAAAUGAUGGUAGAUAAUAAUAAAUAGAUGUCUCGACAUUAUUUUUUAAUUACUUUAAAGUAUGAAUUGAGUUAUUUUUCAUUUGCUCAUUCCCAUCACAAAUAAAAUAGACUGGGGAUAUUAGAGUGUGAAAGUUGGCAAUAAAAUGUCUUAGAAAUGGGGAGAACAAAUAUAACAGUGAUUUAUGACCAUUUCAAAAGAAUGCGAACAAGAUAUUUUCUUAAAACUGUAUUUGUAUUUAAAUUUUCUAGUCCAAUAUUAUUGUUAGUCUCUCAUUUCAACAUUUUAUUCAAAUUCCCUCUUCACUUUAUUUCUCAUUGUAAUGAUAUAGUAGAAUUAAGACCCACUUCUCAUCUUUCUCUUUAGGCCGUUUGACAUGAUGAAAGACAACGUGCAAUGCAAUGCAAGACUCAAUAUUUUUUUAUCAAAAGCUUGAGCAGAAGGAUUUCGGGUAAUUGUUACAUGCAAGAUCUCGCACUCGCAACAUUAUUGGUGUGAUCAUUUUUAUUGCAUGUACGUUACAAGUCUAGGGAGAAAUGAGCUUCUGAUCUGCUGAUACUACGUCUCUCGCCAAGGAUUUCUUAGUUAUCUCCUAUUUUAUUUUCCUUAGGAGUUUUUCAAAUGUUUUUUCACCUAAUCUCCAUAUGUUUUCUAACCCAAUGUCAUAGCUAAACUCAUGUUUCCUCUUGUUCUAUAUAGCCAUGUCCUGGCUCACCAUCGCCUGGGUGCUCUUUUCUGUCCAUCACACUCCAGAAGCAAGGUAGCAGACGAUAUAAUUAUUGCUAGUGAUUCUCCUUUCUCUUGUUUAUUUCACUUAGUUUUUUGUAUUUUCAUUUUUAAACCGCUCACAUAUAUUAAAUAAAAUGCAUUAUUAAUCUAUGCAAAUAUUGACUUUGCAAUAAAUUACAUCAUGUCAAGCGGCCUUAACUGUUUUAAAUUUUGUUGUUUCUUAUUAGAUCCAACAAUGGAAUGCUCCUUAUAUCUAACCUUUCUCAAUUUUCUGAUUAAUUAUUUUGAAAAUAUCUGAUUGAAAUCAAAUUUGUGCUUCUUCUGUCGAAGAGCCAAAAGAAUAAUGAGCAGAUCACUUAAUUAGCUAUCUAGACUUUUAAAGAGUCAUACAUAAAUAAAAUUCAAUGUGCAAUGGAUGCUAAUGAUUAAACAAUUAGAAAAUAAUAUGAGAAAGUUAUCCUCCGUUUAGGGAAAAAUUUUAAAUUAUUUCCCACCAUAUCUAGAUGUGAUUAUUGGUUCCUAGUUUACAAUUCAAAUAACAUCUUGUGAUCGAAUCAUUUGUUUCAAAGUACAUGCUAUUGCACUUAAACAAUACAAAUUGGAGUAUUCAAUUAUUCAUAUAUCACAUUAUAGGCAAAAAUUCAAAUUCUAUCUGUAUGUUGUAGCUGUAUGUGCAUUUCUGCUUGUAUUUGCUACAAAUGGACAUAUGCAGGUGAAUAUUGUGUGGCUUUUGACCUCUAAAUAUGUUCUAGACAACAUUUAAAUCAUUUAUAAACAAUUUCUUGCAGUUAUUACUUGAAUGUCAGUGUACAUCAUCAAAUUCUUCCCAGUACUUGCUAGUUCGUAUGCUGCUUUGCAACAUAAUCCAUUUGUUUGAGCCACCUAUAGAGCUUUCGUUACUUAAUCACAAAAAGAUGACAAUUUUAUUUUUUUAUGAAGGUGGUUUUUUGAAUAUCUACCAAAUUAGUUUUUGACCAGAUUCCUCAUUUUCAACCUUUACUUCGUAAUGAACACCUUUCUUUGUAAAAUGAUAUAUAUUUUCAAUUCUUGUCUUUUGCAAAAUUAUUAGCUAAAAAUUCAUUACAUUAACAUUUGUUGCACAAUUGUUCACACCAUUUAUUUCACAGCCUUCAAGAUAUCAUUUAUUUUUCUAGAAAUAUUGAUGUUAGUUACUUUUAUAUGAAGUGGACGUGAGUAGAAAUCAUUUGGUCUUCCAAAGUAAUUAGUUUAUUAACUAGUAGCAUUUAUUGUUAAAAAAUUAUCAACUAUACAAAUGUGAUACCUAAUUCGGAUCAGUAAUGAAAAAUGUACACAUUAUAAUUUAAGAGAUAUUAUAUUGAAGUUAAGCAAACUGUUGUUUCAGCUUUGUACCUAUAAUGAAUGUAUUGUUAAUUAUUUAUAGAGUACUAUUUCAAUUGAUAAUUUAUUUUUUAAAACUAUGAGUGUUGUGGGAGAACCAGAAGGAAAAAAUUGCCAAAGUUAAAAUAUCUAAGUAUGUUUAUAUUAUGAAAUUAAAACGUUUAAAACCA